AUGGUGAUCCGAUUUGCCCUUCUGGCUAGCAUGACCGACAUAGAGAAAAGUGUCAAAUAUCUGGUCACAAAGGCCAAUCUUAGACUGGUCGACCUUUUGGAUCCUCACCAGGAUGUGAGGGAAUCUACUGCGGGGAGUGCUACCGGCACUGAAGUCCUCAAACAACAGCUAGAUGUGUCACAACCCCAUCCAAGGAGGAAUGCUCAGUUUGAGAAGAAACUCAGCGACCAGCUCAGUGCUGCUGAGGCUCAAUACACCGAGCAACUCAAGGCAUCUAAGGCUACUUAUGCCGAGCAGCUGAAGGCAGUCGAGACGAAACAUUCUGAGGCCCUCAAAGAGGCUGAGGCGAAGCAUACCGAGGCUCUUAAAAAAGCUGAGGUGAAGCACCUCGAGGCGCUACAAGUGACCGAGGCCACAAUUGCUUCUCUCGAAGAGGAGCUGAAGAGAAAGGAUGCAAGUAUUGAUAAGAUUACUGCAUCCAAGGAGAAGUACAAGGAGGUCUCGCUCAUGAAUUAUCGGGAAGCCCACAAGCUUCAAGAUGAGCUGGCAAUAAGUCGCUAG
Molecule: messenger RNA, 561 nt
Organism: Humulus lupulus (European hop)
Lineage: Eukaryota; Viridiplantae; Streptophyta; Magnoliopsida; Rosales; Cannabaceae
Exons: 2
Coding region: 1-561 (186 amino acids)
Source: RefSeq, a predicted model, not a curated record